Molecule: messenger RNA, 1774 nt
Organism: Bolinopsis microptera
Lineage: Eukaryota; Metazoa; Ctenophora; Tentaculata; Lobata; Bolinopsidae
Exons: 9
Coding region: 12-1085 (357 amino acids)
Molecular function (GO): protein binding
Source: RefSeq, a predicted model, not a curated record
AUAGGUACAAUAUGAAUUUUGACGCUAGUAAUACCAGUGAGACUGAGGAAACAGUUGUCUUAUCAGGAAAAAAGAAAAGAUAUCGCAGAAGAAACCUUACCAACCGAUCUAGGCGACAAAUAGAAAAACGUAAACUACAAAAAUUGCUCAUUCCGAAUGCACUUACAACAGUGAAUCGUUUGACGAACACCAAUAUGCUUCACCGAGCUUGUGAGAGGGGAGAUGAUAAAGAGACGAGGAAUCUUAUUAAAAAUUUGACCUCGUCCCAGCUUCUGAAACGAGAUGCAUCUGGUGAAACUGCUCUUCAUAUUGCCAUUAAUCAUGGUCACGUGGGCUGUGCCUUGUUGAUACUAAAUAAUCCUGCACUGGAGGUGAGUAACGAACUCAGCAGAGAGCUUUAUGUGUCUUGUGGAGCAGAUAAACUGGCUGCACUGCGAAACCCUGAGGAGUUGGAGCUAGAAGAUGGAAGCACAAAGCCAAAACCACGCCGGAAGAGGAAGCGGGCAAGUUUAAGUGGUUUGUCAAAAGCACGUCUGGCAAAGAAGUAUUUACGAUCAACUCCAAAUAUCAAGAAAAGACACGAGGCGAUGAAAAUUGUUAACCACGCACACAGUAUCACUGCACUUCAGCGAGCUUGCUGUGAUGGAAAUGAUGAACAAGUCAAAACAUUUAUAGAUGAGCAUUUGACUGACGAAAACAUCUUGCGUAAAGAUUUAUGCGGCGAAACUGCUUUACACGAUGCAAUUAAAAAUGGGAACACAGAGUGUUGCAUGUUGUUACUAAAUCGGUUACAGAGUCCUAUGCCAGCACAACUAUCUCAGGAGCUUAUAAAUAUAUGUACUGAGGAUUUGUCUACAGUAGCUGAUAAACUAAGUCGAGAAGGGUCAGGUGCAGAUAACAUCGAACAGAGUGGUAUAGUAUUAACAGAGGAAGAUAUGAAUACGGAGAUGAAUACGGAGAUGAAUACGGAGAUGAAUACGGAGAUGAAUACGGAGAUGAAUACGGAGAUGAAUACGGAGAUGAAUACGGAGAUGUAUACGAAGAUGAAUACGGAGAUGAAUACGGAGAUGAAUACGGAGAUAUAAAUACGGAGAUAAAUACGGAGAUGAGUACGAAGAUAAGUACAGAGAUAAAAACAGAGAUAAAAACAGAAAUAAGGGAGGAUAUUUGCAAAGUAGAACAAGAAGAUUCGCUUGAAACAUCCCAUGGUUUUAUCUGUGCUGUAUGUUCUGCGCACUUCCUUUAUGAGAGCUACUUUUUAGAGCACAUCAAAGAGCACCAUUCAGGUGAUCAUAAUAUUCAAACAGUGGAGAAACCCAGAAAGAAAUUCAGAUGUCCAAGAAUCAAAACAUACGGGUGCACAAGAUGUUCUUAUCAUACCAACAAUAAAUAUGAUUUGAACAGGCAUAACAUAAUAGUGCAUGCUGGUCUAAAACCUUAUAAGUGUUCGCAAUGUCCCUUUGCUUGCUUCUGGAAAAUAAAUACUACGAGGCAUGAACGGAUACAUACUGGAAAUAAACCAUUCAGCUGUAAUGAGUGUUCAUAUACUGCUUCUAGAGCAGAUCACCUUAAAGAGCAUGCUCUGAAGCAUAGGAACGAGAAACCAUUCAUAUGUUCUGAAUGUGGUAAUAAAUACGUACGUAGACGUGAUUUAGUAAAACAUCAGCGACAAAAGCACCCGGAGAUUAAUUCAGACUCUACCAGCGAAUGUUGUGAUCGUCUGAUAACGUUGGAAGAUGAUGCCUCCUCCGGAAAAAUGAAUUUGUUAGGUCAC